Sinocyclocheilus grahami is the source of this 1986-nucleotide messenger RNA. Its product is annotated as protein phosphatase 1 regulatory subunit 37-like. The record is from RefSeq and is a predicted model, not a curated record. The transcript has 9 exons. Bases 1 to 1251 code for a protein of 416 amino acids. NCBI's taxonomy places the organism in Eukaryota, Metazoa, Chordata, Actinopteri, Cypriniformes, Cyprinidae. Gene Ontology annotation, molecular function: protein binding.
AUGACAGGGCUCUCAGAGGAAGAGGCAACAUCUCAGUCUCUGAAGGAGGGCAGAGAAAAACGUGUAUCAUUUCCCCCAGAUGAGCAGAUGGUGUCUGACUUUGUGGAGAGAAGGGCUGAACUUCAAGAGGGUGAGCGGUUAGAUUAUUGCUCCUGUGAAUCUCUUGAAGAGAUCCUGAAAUCAGUGCAAUUUGAUUUUAUCAGUCUGCAGGGGGCCGAGCUUGAGCAAAAUUUUCAUAAGGGAGCAUCAUCUUUGCUAGAUAUGUUUUUGUACUACGAGUCAGCUACACACCUCGACAUGUCCUCGAACUCAGGCAUGGGAUUCUCAGGUUGGCUGUCACUGUCACACCUCCUCCGACAGAGUGGAUGCCUGUGGAGACUGGAUGCUUGCAACAUGCCUAUGGUGGACUACGCCGCGCAGGCCUUGUCAAAAGCCCUUCUCACCAGCAGGCUGACAGUGCUACACCUUGAAAACACCUGCCUGAGCGGCAAACCUCUCUUCACGCUUGUUGGUGCUCUGAAAAGGAACGUCGCUUUGCAGGAGCUUUACCUCUCUGAAAACAACCUUAACGGCUACCAGGACUCCAUGCAACUUGGCGACCUCCUCAAAUACAACAGCACUCUUAAAACCUUGGACCUAAGCAACAAUACCAUGUCUGACUCAGGUUUGGAAGAGAUUUGUGAUGCUUUGAGCUCUCAGAAGACUGGUUUGAGAACGCUGAUACUGAGUAACAAUCACAUCACUCAUCUUGGCAUGAGCCAUCUACAGAAUGUUCUGGCCCGCUUAAAAACGCUCGAAACAUUGAACCUUGGCAAAAACAACCUUGAGAACAGAGGCAUUCACAUGUUAAAGGAGUCCCUCAUGAUCAAUCGCUCUUUAUUGCAACUUGGCCUAGCCUCCACAGGAAUAACAUGCGAGGGUGCUGUGACUUUGGCUGAGAUCCUUGCAGAGAGUCCACAGAUCCAGCGCUUGGAUGUACGGCAGAACCAGGUGCUUGCUGGGGGCCUCAUGGCUCUGUCGUUGGCCCUAAAGAUAAACCGUUCACUCAUCAGACUGGAUCUAGACCAACAUUUGAAAGAGGAAAAGGAGGACUUCCUGCUCGAAACGCAGAAGAUGCUGGUGAGCAGGAUCUCCGAUGUGUGCGCGGCGAAUACAAUGGCCGCCAAGGGGACGGCUCUGCGGCCCGCUUCUCCAGACUCGGCCGACAGCGCCGAGACCACCUAUCCACUCCCCACCCAAACAGCUGACUAGAAGACAUAUAAGCAUAAUAAUUCUAUGGCAAAUAACGAUAACCAUAAAACUCCAAAUCCUGGUAAUAAAGCCAAAGCCUCUCUCCCUAAUGAAACAGUGGCCCUCCUGCUGUUUCCUGCCUAAUGUUCCCGCCGAGGCUUCCUCCACUUUCCAUAAAGCAAUUUUGCAAGCCCACUCCCAACGUGAAUCAUCUCGAAAUGAAGAGAAGCCUCUCCCUCCAUCUCUCUUUGUGUCCCCGGAGGGUGACGCUGACUAAAUCUGUGUUGAUACAGAGGUGUGCUCUAAAUCCUGUUUGCUCGGGUUCCAUCUCCUCUAAUAUUCACACUCAUGUAUGAGGCCCCUUCCCUGCCUGCGUCUGCUAAUGUAGCGUAUCGUCGUCUGGAUGACAAGACGAGUGCCUCAAACUCCCUCACAUGUAUCGUUUACUGCUGGUGCAGAGAAUCACAAUGUGUGGGAAGGAGAACAUAUGUUAAAUUUAAGAAGCUGGGAUUUACCUCUGCGCAGGUCUUAGUUUACAUGCGCUACUCAACACUAGCCAACAACAAAGGACAAAACGCUUUUUCGUUCGGUUUACGUUGUGGAUGCACAUGAAAAGGUGUUAUAUCUGAAAAUAUAGGCAUCUUUUGUGGAACUCGCACUAAAUACCAUCUGCCGUGUGUCUUUAAAUUCAAGGUAAUUAAGAAUAUGUUUGGUAAACGAAAAACAACCUUCUGAAAUGCAAUAAAUGAGAGUUUG